This is a messenger RNA of Alternaria conjuncta, 312 nucleotides long. RefSeq lists its product as uncharacterized. The record is from RefSeq and is a predicted model, not a curated record. The coding region runs from base 1 to 312 and encodes 103 amino acids. Lineage: Eukaryota; Fungi; Ascomycota; Dothideomycetes; Pleosporales; Pleosporaceae. The transcript has 2 exons.
AUGGACGCUGCUCGUUCAUGGAAUCAAAGUAGUGUCAGGCUUCACCACAGCACUGGCUUCUUCAACAGACUGAAGCGCUACUCCGCCAACACUGCACCAAACACCUCAUACGAACACGAGCAGACCUCGGAAUCAGAAACCGACCUUCUCAUCCCCUAUGUCUCCGACGACGACGAUGAUUCCGACGACGAAGCAAACUCCAACAACGAACCUGGUUCUUUCGGCCACUGCUGGCACUGCGAUGCCCCACUACCUCUGCCCACCUCAGAGGAAACCAACGUCAACUGUCUCGAAUGUCAGUUUCCGAACUAA